AAGAAAUUCAGAACAAGUGGAUGUUUCUCCCGAUUUUAUCACGCGCUCUUUCUCCGUUAAGUCUUGUUUUCAGCAAAGUAUUCGAUGUUGAAGGAUGGGCCGCCGAUUUGUAUCUUUCCCAUUACUGAAUGGAACGUUUCUAAUCAUUAUGUUCACAGGUCACUGGGCACUUGACUGCUUCAAGUGCAUUUCAAAAGCUGGCAAGUACCCGCCAUGUGAUGAUCCUUUUCACAAUAAUUACACGCAAGAUAUUCUUGAAAGCCCUUGCUGGGCCGGAAGGAAACAAAGGAAUGGAGUCUUUCCUGCAACAACAUGUGUCAAACUGGCAGGAAUAUAUGAUGAUACGGGCGAAACAUUAGUCGUUCGAGGCUGUGCCGUCGACAGUGGAACUCUGACAAUCGACACUGAGUUGGUCCGCAUGAGUCAUUGCGGAGGAUUUUAUUAUGAAGAUCGUUACGUUCGAGGGUGUGUUCAGAACUGUAUGGACGAUGGCUGUAAUACAGCAUCGAGUGUCACUCAUAUAAAAAAAUUCUUGAUAGUAGCAGUAGUUUUUUUAUCUCUUAAAUGGACUAACUAUUUAUGCAGAUAACUUUCAGAAUAGAAUCUUUUUGUUCGAAGAUCUAGAUAGAGUUUAAUUACAUAAUUUGCAUAUCUGUAAAUCCUUUUAAAGUCUACAACAUAUGACAUCUAUUAUAUUUAAUCACUUAGAAUUAUGAGUUCUAUAGUUUUAGCGGCAAAGCAAUGAUUGAUCAUAUGUUAUGAGUAAAUCAUUUGACCACAUUGUUCUGGUAAAAUGUUGAUAUAUUCAUUAAAAGGAUAGGUUGUAAUUAAAUGCUGUAUUUUGUUUUUAGCUCAUGAAAAUAUGCAACCAAAGUGAAUAUACAUGCAGGUGUAAAUAAUUUGAC
Molecule: messenger RNA, 905 nt
Organism: Argiope bruennichi
Lineage: Eukaryota; Metazoa; Arthropoda; Arachnida; Araneae; Araneidae
Exons: 4
Coding region: 95-589 (164 amino acids)
Biological process (GO): regulation of synaptic transmission, cholinergic; positive regulation of voltage-gated potassium channel activity; sleep
Source: RefSeq, a predicted model, not a curated record